AUGCUUGGCAAAUCAUCUCUUGCAGUGGCGACGCUGGUCGCCCAGGCGUUGCCGGGGCUCGGAGCGAUCAUUGAACGAGAAACGGUCAAAGUGACAACUUCCGAGACAGUUCGAGGUGGUGAACUGGCCAAUAUUCAUCUCGACUGGUCUGGUCAACCGCCAAAUUUGAUCAAAUCAGUCUAUGCACCCUGUGACGAUGAUUCGGCGACAAAAGGGCAAACCAUCGGACAGUUUUCAGUUCACGGUCAUCCUCCCCAGCGACUGGCUUGGGUGGUUCCAGAUGAGGCUCCAACGCACCAUUGUGUUUACAUUUAUGGACAUGACGGCCUGAAUGCGACACAAAAGGUGUUGGGCAAAAGCAACCCUGUCUCCUUGCAGAAGAAGUCCAAGAAACGAUCCAUGGCUGACACCAACAUCCCGUUGCUGAAGGACUUUGAUGCGCAGGGAGCAUGGUUCGACGGAGUGGCCAAAAUCAAAGACAAAGUGGAAAGCAACGGAGGAUUUGCUUCAAAAAACUCAGCAAAGAACACCUCAAUUGCAAUUAUUGGAGGCGGAAUCUCCGGGCUUGCGACGGGGUUAAUGCUGGACAGCGUCGGUGUACACAACUGGGAGAUCAUCGAAGCCAGCGAUCGCGUCGGUGGCAGAUUCCGGACGAAAUAUGUCGCCGACACUCAAGAAUGGGCUGAGAUGGGACCAAUGCGACUUCCACACUCUGUCACUUACAAAGACGACAAUGAGACACUCCUCUACACUGAUCAUCAGUUGACCUUCCAAAUGGCCAACAUCUUGAACAACAUGAACAAGAAUGACUCGCAGUGGAAGAUUGACUUCAUCCCCUGGAUUCAACACAGUCCCAAUGAGUUGUAUGCUCGAGACACUCGUCGUCAUCCAGAUGGAAGAAUUCCUACUCGCGCUGAAAUCGAUGAGGAUCCAAGCCUAGAGGAUCCUCCAGAGAUGACAAGCGCCGAAUACACCAACACUGAGAACAAGAUGAACAAAAUUCUGAAAGACGAAAAUACCCUCAAAUCCCUUCAGAAGGAUGUCUGGAGAGCCCACAAGACCGCCAUGGACCAGGGGCUUGAUGACUGGAGCGAACAGGCGAUGAUGCGACAUGUCUUCAAAGCCAGUCAGAACAUCACCGACGAGAUCUGGACCUCAUCCGACUACGAUGUGUUCUGGGAUGAGCUGCAUCAUAACUCCAAUCUCGGCCUGGAUGGAAGCAGGGACAGUAUAGGUGAAACAGAAUGGCUCUGUAUCGAUGGAGGAUUCAACCGGCUGUCCGACGCUUUUCUUCCUCACGUCCGCGACAGGCUUACUCUCAAUCGAAAAAUCCGGAAAUUGGAGUCAGUCAAGGGAAGUGAUGGCCACACUCGCACUCGACUGUCAUGGUACCCCAAUGUCUCGAAUCGCACCUUCGAGUCUAAAGAGUAUGACUACACAAUCAUGGCAGCACCAUUCACCAUGACCCGCUUCAUGGACCUGCCCAAAUUCUCCUCCGUGCUAGACCGCGCGAUCAGCGAAGCAGGUCUGCGAUUCAAGUCCGCAUGCAAAGUAGCCCUACUAUUCUCCGAGCGAUUCUGGGAAAAGGGCGACCGACCAAUUUUCGGCGGCUACUCCAAGCCAGCAAGCGACUCAGUCGGUGCACUUUACUACCCCGUCUACGGACUCAACGAGUCCCGCCCUGGUCUGAUCAUGCACUACCGAGGUGGCGACUGGAGCGACCGGUUUGUGAGUUUCUCCGACGAAGAACACGUCCAGACGGUCCUGGAUUCGAUUGUCAGUUUGCAUGGUGAACAAGCGCGCGACCUUUACACGGGAGAUUAUGAGCGUCUCUGUUGGCUGCAGGAUGAACAUACUGCGACUUCUUGGUGUCGGCCGGAUGUUGCACAGCAUGAACUGUACAUUCCGGCUUAUCACCAGACGGAGCAUAACACGAUUUUCAUUGGAGAGCACACAGCGCCAACCCAGGCUUGGGUUAGCUCUUCGCUGCAUUCUUCUGUUCGUGGGUCGGUUCAGCUGCUGUUGGAGUUGGGUUUGGUGGAUGAGGCGAAGGAACUUAACCAGCGGUGGAUGGGGAGAUGGAUCAAGCUAUGA
Messenger RNA from Penicillium mononematosum, 2094 nucleotides. Its product is annotated as flavin monoamine oxidase family protein. The transcript has a single exon. The coding region runs from base 1 to 2094 and encodes 697 amino acids. Gene Ontology annotation, biological process: amino acid catabolic process. NCBI's taxonomy places the organism in Eukaryota, Fungi, Ascomycota, Eurotiomycetes, Eurotiales, Aspergillaceae. Gene Ontology annotation, molecular function: polyamine oxidase activity; L-amino-acid oxidase activity. The record is from RefSeq and is a predicted model, not a curated record.